GGCUCGAGGAGUCCCUGCGCCUGGAGCUCCAGUGCGACGGCUACACCGGCAUCCGGUCCACCGUUGUCUGUCCCUACUUUAUCAACACCGGUAUGUUUGCCGGAGUUAGUUCCAGUAUAAUACCGAUUAUGGAGCCGACAUGGGUGGCCGACGAGAUCAUGGCUGCUAUACUUACCAAUCAGGAGGUGCUCGUUAUACCCAAGCUUUUCUAUACACUAGUG
Oppiella nova is the source of this 221-nucleotide messenger RNA. The record is from the annotation of a GenBank genome assembly. NCBI's taxonomy places the organism in Eukaryota, Metazoa, Arthropoda, Arachnida, Sarcoptiformes, Oppiidae.